AGAAACCUUUGUUCUGGAUUUUCUCCUGAGGCGAAAUUUGAAAACAAGAGCCUCUCAAUGCUUCCUGCAAAAAAUUGCGCUCGCGUUUUUGUGGGUCGGCGAUCGCUCAUGGAUGUUUUAUCAACCAGACAUUAGCUGAAGUCAUUUAUUAGGCGUUGUGAUAUUUUUUUCCUGACCGCUACAACCCGGAGGAGGGGGGGGGGGGGACAUCUGCUCGGUUUUGUGUGUGUGUGUCUGUUAUCUACUAAAUGGAAAUAAAACGGGGAACUGAAAGUGGAGCCAGUCGAGGUAAUGAUCUUCCAGUCCACUAUCUACGCCUCCUGGCCCCGCCCUUGCAGCUGUUAUCAGCCGCAGUGUGGCAAGUAGUGCAGCAGGGACUUGUGGACCACUACGGGAUGCUGGAGGAGUUUGUUACCAUGGUGACGGAACUGGUCCCAGAGCUGAUGAGCUACAGUCAGAGGGCUCAGCUCAUCCUGGGACUCAGGGCCAGGCUGGUUCUGGAGAUGUGUCGCGGUGAGCAUCCAGUGGACAUGCAGACCAUUCAGCCACAUCUAGACAGGAUUAAAGCUCCUGCCAGCACUGCCAAUGAUCACCAUAUUACCAUAAACCAGGUGGAGGAAUCGGAGGUGAACUUUGUGGAGUUGGUUCAUUCACUACUGCAGGAUCCCUCGGAAAGGAAAUAUUUUUUCCAAGAAAUAUUCCCUGUGUAUUUUGGGCCGAAGUAUGACGCUGCACUUGAGAUGCUGGUGUGGGAGUUCAUAUCGAGACUGGAGGAGCUGCUGCCAGUUCCAGACUUAACGCAGAGAAGUGUAUCGACGGGAAAUGAAGCACACAUAGGGGCUCAUCUGCCUGCACCACUGACCCAGAGACGGAUAGAGAGGAGGGUUAACAGGAUACAGUUGGCAGCUUUGCUCGGAGACGCUCCGUCAUUCCUCGACGAAUGUCUACAAUCCUUUUUCCCGCCAGAGGACAUGAAGGGUGUACUCGAGCAUCACAGAAACCUCGGCCAUUUUGAAGAGAAAGAAGCUAGAUUUUUACCAAUGGAUGACUGCAUCCUUUCCUCCCUGUCUCUACCUCCCGUGGCCAAAACUGUCACAAACGCCACCUCGUGCUCACCGACUUUCAAAGAUUCGAACCCCCUGGAGCACAAAAGACACCUCGACGCUCUCUUCAACACGAGCAGCCUGGAGAGGGCGAUCCGGAGGAGCUCCGAGACCGUGAGACAAGGCCUGGAGGAGACGAGAGACUUGGGCGGCUGGCAGCUGGACAUCGGAGGCGGGGACCUUUCUCAGGAGAGGAAAGUGCACGACUCCAUUGGCGCACAGCCGUGCGACCCAGCCGUAGAGCCCGCCGCGCCCAACGUGACUGCGGACGAGGAUUCAGUCGUCAACGGAAGCUUGAUAGGGACGCGGAUUCUCAGGAAGAGGAAGCUGAGCGGAGGCGUGGACAUUCCCAAAAAAAAAAAACCUGCGGAGGCGAAAGCUGUCUUGGAUUCGCCGGUGGAUGAUGAGAAUUCAGGUGAAUCUCCGCUAAUCUCAAUAUGGGGAGAAUAUACAGACUCUCAGGAAGGUUCUCUCCCAGCUGUGGCGGACACAAAAGUUCCCUGGUCGGACGAGGAGACGCUCAAUCUGCUGGACAUCUGGGGGAAGGACUCGAUGCAGCGGGCUUUAAAGGGCUGCUUGAAAAACCGUCACAUAUUUACACAGAUCGCUCAGAAGAUGUCAGAGAGAGGCUACAUCAGAACUGUGGGGCAGUGCCAGACCAGAGUCAAACGAGUGAAGAAAUGCUUCCGCAUGAGCAACAGAAGGAACUCCAAACUGAAGUAUAAGUUUUACGAGCAGAUGAAGCGGAUACUCGGCUCCUCGGGUCCCUCGGCUGUUCCCUCGGUCACCUUCGAUGUCGAAGAUGUCAUCGAUGAAGAUGAGUCACCAGACAUCAAUGAAGACUUGCCGGCCCUCGGACACACGACCCGUCUGGAAAGCGGAACUAGAAGUGCUCCGUGGUCAGACUUUGAGUCGUUGUCGCUCAUCACCACGUGGGGGGAAGACAAGAUGCAACGGGAGCUGAGAGGAAUACACAGGAACGGACACAUCUUCACCAUCAUAUCCAACAACAUGGCCGCCCAGGGCUUCUCCCGGACGCCGGAGCAGUGCCAAACGAGGCUGAAAAGGCUGAAAUCCAAUUUCAGGCAAUGCUACCAAAACAACAUGAAGGGACAGGAGCAAGUUGAGUGCAAGUUUUACCACGAACUGGGAAGUCUUCUCGUGAAGGACUUCCCUCCAGUGCCGAAGCUGGAGGAAAUACCAGAAGAGCCGGAAGACAACGACUCUCUGUUUUUCUCCAGUCAGGAUCUCGAGUCGGCUGUGGGCGUCCAGGAGGACAGGAAGAAGGUCCCCUGGUCGGACAAAGAGACCAUCAUCCUUCUAGAGAUCUGGGGAGACUCACAGGUCCAGCAGAGCAUGAGACGCAACCCACACAACGGUCACAUUUUCACCGAAGUAUCGGAGAAGCUGGCCGCCGACGGCUACACCCGCAGUGCAGGGCAGUGCCACACCCGGAUCAAACGCCUGAAAGCCACCUACCGGCAUUGUCAGGAUAACCUGAACUCAUCGGGGACGGACAGAGUGGACUUUAAGUUCUAUGAUCUGCUGGAGCAAAUCCUGGACAAGCAGCCGUCGACGUCCUCCACCGCGGCGAACGACUCCAUCGAAAUAUCAGAAGACUCCAACAGUGAAUCGCUGACUGAAACGGAUGGAGAAAACGCCACGUCGACGGAGAGCCCGGCGACCGGCUCGUGGUCUGACGAGGAGACGCUGGCGCUCAUCGAGAUCUGGGGCGAGGAAGACGUUCAGAGCGCGCUGAGGGGCUUCUACCACAACGGAGACAUUUACGCCGAUAUUUCGCAGAGGCUGUGCGAACUGGGCUUCCCGAAGACCUCGGAGCAGUGCAGCUGGAAAGUCAAGUCGCUGAGGAACAUCUUUCAACAGUCCUACGAGAGGAAGAAAUGCGGGAGAAGAGUCGAUUACAGAUUCUACCACCCGCUGGAAGAAAUACUCGGUCAGGAGGCUGUUUCCAUUGAUGAGUAUGAUGAAAAAGACCAGGAUCAGGACCAGGAUCAGGACCAGGACCAGGAACAAGCAGACCAGGAUCCAGGCACAGAUGUGAACACGCCGUGGACGGAGGAGGAGACGGUGGCGCUCGUCGAGGUGUGGGCGGCGGACGACGUGCAGCACAGCCUGAACACCUGCAUCCGCAACGGCCACAUCUUUCACGACAUAUCGGAGAAAAUGGUCGCCGCGGGAUACCCGAGGUCCACGGAGCAGUGCCACUCGCGGAUCAAGCGGUUGAAGAAGAGUUACCGGCGUUACUGCAACAGCUGGAGAAGCGGAGGACGGCCCGCCGUGUUUCGAUACUUCCACCUCCUGGCGCCGGUGCUCGGUGACGACUCGAUACUGUCCACUCCGGAAGUGGACAGCGCUGCUUCUGACGCCAGCUUGCAAGCCCUCAUGGACAACGAUCCAGACACAUACGAGCAGCCCUCAUCCAGCCACCUCCUGGCUGACCAGAGCAGGAAGAUGCCGUGGUCCGACCGGGAGACACGCAUCCUGCUGGAGAUCUGGGGCGAAGACACGGUCCAGCUCACCCUGAAGGGCAGCCUGAAGAACCGCCACGUGUUUGAGUACAUCUCUGACAAGAUGAGCGACCGGGGCUUCAUCAGGACCUCGGAGCAGUGCUACACACGCAUCAAGCGCCUUAAACAUGGCUUCCUCCAUGAAAAGGAGGAAUAUAAAUUCUUCAACGAGAUGAAUGCAAUCUUUGGGCGGGAGCUGAGACUGGACGACUCGGUCACAGACCCGACAGUCACAGAUGAGCCAGACGACUGCCCCCAAAACACAGGAACCCAGUGGGUGCCGGAGAGUUCGAAGCUGACCUGGAGCGACGGGGAGACCGAGGUCCUCCUGGACAUAUGGGGGAGCGAGGACAUCCAGCAGACCUUGAAAGGCUGCACGAAGAACAAACACAUCUUCGUCCAGAUCUCCGAGGUCAUGGCGAGGCAGGGCUACCUGCGCACGCCUGAACAGUGUCAAACCAGAAUAAAGAGGCUGAGGGCCAAUUUCCGACACUUCCUCGAAGGCAGAAAAGGAGAGAAGCAGGAAUGCAAGUUCUUUGACCGGUUGGUGCGGAUAUUUGGAAACAAGUAUGCGGCGAACUCUGACCCCCUGGCCGACGAUGCAGCCGACGGCGGAGCGCUUAUCCCAGCUGUCAUUGGGCGAAGGCGGGGUUCACCCUGGACAAGUCGCCAGUCCAUCUCAGGGCACACAUAGAGACGGACAACCAGUCACACUCACAUUCACACCUAUGGGCAAUUCAGAGAUCGAUGAACCUGACUGCAUGUCUUUGGACUGUGGGAGGAAGCCGGAGAACCCAGAGGGAACCCACGCUGCCACGGGGAGAACAUGCAAACUCUAACGUUUAUUUUGUUUUAUUUUUACAGUGUCUUGUAAACGUUUCACACAUGUCGCUUCCGUUCUCAUUUUUGAUUGAUAAACUUUCACCAACACGUUUUAGGUUGUUUGUGUUGUUUUUAUAUCAGUGCAAAUCAUUUGACAAUGUGACACUGGGGUGUUCCAGAGAGUUUGUUGUUUUUAUAUAUAAAUCAAAUGAGCCAUAACAUGUCAAUUAGUGAGCUCCAGACGGGCGGAGAGGAGGGCUUUGCAUUGAAUAGACCGCGUGGCCUACCGUGUGAAACCGUAACUCUCUACAUAGCCAACAUAAACACCUGAGGGAUUGAUCUUCUCAUCUAAUUCUCAACAGGAAAACAAAAGACUGUAUUUCUCUAAAUUUCAUUGCUGCCAAGUCAUAAUCAAAAUGUGUACGUCUAAUAUGUACUUCUAGAUCUGGAGACCUGAAACUGUCCGUCAUCGUGGAGUCAAACCGCAAGAACACAGCCGCCCCGAAAUGAGCGAGGAACAGAAAGAAGGGAGGGGAAAAACCAGGACACUCGAGCAGAAACUGUUCCAUGAAAAGCUGCGUGGUGAGCAGCUGUUUACAGAUGAUGGCAUUUGCCUCUGUACGUACUUCUAAUACUUUUACAUUCUUCAUACACACAGGAUGUGUGUGUGUGUGUGUGUGUGUGUCAUCCCUCCUCCAGAGUGUCUUUGUAUUAUUUACAAUAGAGCCAUGAAACUAAAACCAGGAAGCUCAGGGCUCGAGGGACAAAAAAAUAGUGAGUGAAUAAAAGCACACGCACAAAGAAAGAAAUAUCCGCAACGCCUCUUUUACUGUUUUGCUUUGUUUUGCUUUUUGGUCUUAAUUUAGGUUUCACUUGUUAAAUCUUCUGUCUGCACUUGUUUACAACGUUUUAAUGGGUGAGUGGUGACAGAUCAUAUCAUGAAGCUUAAUUCUUCUUCUUUCUUUUUUUACACAGUAUGAGUUGAUCUUGUCCAUAAUUGUAUUUAUUUUUAAAUUAUUGUUUCUGCCUUUUAUUCCAAAGUUUUUACAAUUUACUUCAAAUAUGUUAUACUUCAAAUGUUAUUGAAGGACAUUUUUUCCACAAACGUGUCAAUGUUUUGUCACACCCAAUAAAAGAAACUUGAAAUGUU
Molecule: messenger RNA, 5603 nt
Organism: Pseudoliparis swirei
Lineage: Eukaryota; Metazoa; Chordata; Actinopteri; Perciformes; Liparidae
Exons: 25
Coding region: 249-4325 (1358 amino acids)
Biological process (GO): regulation of telomere maintenance via telomere lengthening; telomere capping
Cellular component (GO): shelterin complex
Molecular function (GO): telomeric repeat DNA binding
Source: RefSeq, a predicted model, not a curated record